UCGUCGUAGUACGUUCAGCGGCCGCGCACGGCUACGGCCUUUCCCGAUCGCGAUCAAUAGCGCGAGUGAAUCCCUAUCGACAGGUGCGUCCCCGGCGGACCUGGACGGAUCAGUUUCGAGGAGAGCUCGUCGCCUCCUGGCCCGGGGCCAGGCGAGGGACCGAUCAAUCGCUCGAUCCGCGCACUCGUCCGCGCGCGCGGUCGUCCGCAUUUCCGCAUUCGAGAGGGAUUAAAGGAGUACAGAGGCAUAAAGGGAGAGAAGGCCGAACUUGAUCCGCUCGGCCGGUCGACGUCCCGUCCGAGAAUUUUUAGCGAUCGACAAUCCGUCGGCGGAAAAUGGAGACCGAGAUGGGCGGCAGAGCGAAUAAGCCCAGCGAGGAAUUGGCCAAGAGACGUGUGUCGAUCAGCGACCAAGUCAUGGGACUCGAUAAUCCCGCCUUCGAGCACCACCGGCGCAUCAGCGCGAGCUCGGAGCACAAUUCCGAUCAGGGCAGGCGGAAGUCGAUCCUGCAUCACGGCGGCAGCGCGGAGAACAUUCCGCAGUACAAGUUCGAUCUGGAGAACGGCAGGAUCAACGGCAACAGGAAGAAAUCGGCGUACAGUCUGUCCAGCUCGAUCAGGGACAAGAUCGAGUACUCCGAGGAGCUCGAGAGGUCGUGGCUGUAUCUAUUUUGCUCGCGAUGUCAUGGUCGCGACGACACGCCAUCGUGGGAGCCACCAGGCUGGAGAAGAGCGUGUCCGCAGCCGUUCUGUCCAACGUAUAGGAAGUUCGCACGGAUUCUGUGCCUCUUCCUUUUGGGCCUGCUGCUCUGGGGUGUCGCCUACUCGGUGAUCGGCAAUGACGCCGCCCCGGGUGGCCAGCUCUUCGGAUUGGCCGCCCUGUGCAUCGCCGCGCAUUUCGGGGGUUGGCUGAUCUCCUUGACCACUCUUCCGACUUUGAUUGGUAUGCUGAUUACCGGUCUAAUAUUGCAGAACGUCGGGCUCGUCAAGAUCGAGGGACAGUACACCAUGGUGGUCUCCAAUCUACGGAAAGUCGCCCUGGUUAUCAUACUCACCAGAGCGGGCUUGGACCUCGAUCCGAACGCUCUGAGAAAAUUAAGAGUCACCGUGCCGAAGCUGGGCUUGAUACCGUGGAUGGUGGAGGCCACGGUGGUCGCUAUAUCGACGAAAUACCUCUUGCAUCUGCCCUGGGUGUGGGGCUUCCUCCUCGGAGCCGUCAUAGCAGCUGUCUCGCCCGCCGUCGUGGUGCCCUGCCUCUUCAGGCUGCGCAGCAAGGGCUACGGAGUCGCAAAGGGCAUUCCGACGCUGAUCAUCGCGGUGGCCGGAAUCGACGAUGCGGCUUCCGUGGCGGUUUUCGGUAUCGUGAAGAGCGUCAUGUUUUCUCACGACGCGUUGUGGUACCAGAUCCUUCAGGGGCCCAUCGCGAUUAUCGGCGGUCUGGGAUUCGGCAUCAUGUGGGGCUGGUUGGCCAAAUACGUGCCGGAGAAGGGCGACCCCUUCCUAGUGCCGCUAAGAGUGCUAAUGCUACUGGGGGGUGGCCUGCUGGCGGUUUUCGGCAGCGAGGCGAUCGAGCUUGGUGGCGCCGGACCGCUUGCGGUCGUGGCCGCAGCUUUCGUCAGCUGUUACUUUUGGCAGCAAGAGGGCUGGGACGUGGACGACAAUCCCGUGGCCACGUCUUUCGAGAUCUUCUGGAUGAUAUUCGAACCGAUCUUGUUCGGCGUAACUGGCGCGCAGAUCAAGAUCAACGAGCUCGAGGGAAAAACAGUCUAUCUCGGAAUAAGUUGCUUGGUGAUCGGUAUCGUCAUCCGCAUCGGAGCGACGGUGCUGGUCGGAAUUGGCUCCAAGCUCAAUCUCAAGGAGAAGGUGUUCAUCGCCCUAUCAUGGAUGGCUAAGGCGACUGUGCAGGCGGCCCUGGCAUCCGUCGCCCUCGAAGAGGUCGACAAGGACGAUCAGCAGCAGGUCGAGUACGCCGAAACGGUGCUGAUGAUGUGCGUGCUCUCGGUGCUUCUGACCGCGCCGGCCGGAGCCAUCAUCAUCACGCUCUCGGGGCCGAAGCUGCUCACGAAAACCACCGCGCCGGUCAGCCCGCCGGAGGCCUGGAAAACGCGCAGGCCAUCGAUUCGCGACAUCUCGAUCAUCAAUGAGGACCCGGACCUCGAGGAGACCGCGAACGAGAGGAAGCCCUGACAGCCGCAUUUCAUUUGCAUUCAAAGUCAAGUUAGUAGGAGUCCGCCCUCAUUUCGCAGUGCCCCGAAAGUGCCCGAACGUGCCUUUGUUUUCGUUAUCCAAAGCACGACUUAACGAUCGUAGGCUUAUAUCUGUACGGACACUGGCGAGAUGUUAAUCGACCGGGAGAUUUAAUGUUGGCUGACCUAUAUGUGCUAAUGGUCAAAGGCGAGGUACGUAGCGAUAUCUCAGCGAUGCCGUCGCUGGACCUUUUAUCCUGAAUUACGUGGAGAGGAGAUUUUACUCAGCCUGACGUUAAAUCGUCGAUAUCGCUAUACUUUUAAGUGGGGAAGCGGUGGAACUUAAGCGAUGAUCCUAGUCCAUGCAAACAUUCUUCUACGAAACGAAAGGACGAUCGACGAUUGGCCCUGUCUUGCACAUCCGCAUAAUAAUGCAAAAUUAAGAGAUUGCGUUUAUUUAUGGGUUUUAUGUCCUUAAGAUUUAUUCUAAUCCGCAAAGCUCAUAAAUUGAGAAUUUCAUCGAUGCCGUGAUCUUGGCGAUUAUACUACGCGCACGCGCAGCUCGUUGACGAAUUCAUUAUUAUUCUAAUUGUAUAUUUUAUUAUACAUUGUUGUAAUCAUUAUUACAAUAAUUUCCAUGUGUCUCUUUUCUUGAUCACGCUAUUUUUAAGCACGGACUCUACUAGUAAGACGCCGCGAACGUCUUUUAUUACACUUACGUAUGAUGUUUUAAUGAAUUCAUUGCCGAUAUUGACCCUGCGUUUUUAAACAAAAGAAAGAGAGGCUGUGGCUACGGAGGUGGUAUCUGUGUGCUAGUGAUAAUUUUAUCGAUAACACGUAGCAGUUUAUCUAUAUUAUAGCAGUAUUGAUUCACUUGUUACUCAAGAAGUUACAUUAAUUUUUACGAGUAAUUUAUGUUUAUUCCUGCGGAAGAAAAUCGCUCGUUGGAUGACGGGUUACUGUGUGACACAUGAAGACAUUUUUUGUAAUAAGUACCAACGAGAGAUGCGAUUGGUGCGCUAGUUUGCUAAUACAAUAUUAAGUGAUUUUGGAAGCUUUAUGAGUGAUUGGUUUAUAGGUGUUGGCCGUAUUACGGAUUUUAUAAUUUUAAGCGUAAGUUUAUAUCGGGGAAAAAAAGAAAGUGAAAUGUGCAAGUGAAUUGCGAGUCUGGCAUUAGAAUCGUCGGCUACAAAGUUGUGCCACGUAAUAUCUUAGUCUUUAUUUUUUAAAAAGUUUUUUUCAGUGAAAGGAGAAAAGCCGGAUCAAGUUUUAUGGUGGCAUAAGAGUUUAGUGUCGACGAUUCUCGGUGUUAAGAGGGUGGCGUGUGUCCUAGAACACGUCCCGGAUACAUCCUGAACGCAUCCUGGAUACAUAGUGUAAACGGAUCUAUUGUUGCAGGAGAUCAUACUUUUAAGCUCCAUUUGAGUAUACAUUUAAAAUAAAAGCAGAUUUUGCUAAU
This is a messenger RNA of Vollenhovia emeryi, 3644 nucleotides long. It is a transcript of the gene Nha1, whose product is annotated as mitochondrial sodium/hydrogen exchanger 9B2. The coding region runs from base 336 to 2186 and encodes 616 amino acids. Gene Ontology annotation, biological process: proton transmembrane transport. The record is from RefSeq and is a predicted model, not a curated record. The transcript is spliced from 6 exons. Gene Ontology annotation, cellular component: membrane. Lineage: Eukaryota; Metazoa; Arthropoda; Insecta; Hymenoptera; Formicidae. Gene Ontology annotation, molecular function: antiporter activity.